Messenger RNA from Heterostelium album PN500, 3699 nucleotides. It is a transcript of the gene dhx8, whose product is annotated as DEAD/DEAH box helicase. Gene Ontology annotation, cellular component: intracellular anatomical structure; catalytic step 2 spliceosome. The transcript is spliced from 5 exons. NCBI's taxonomy places the organism in Eukaryota, Evosea, Eumycetozoa, Acytosteliales, Acytosteliaceae. Gene Ontology annotation, molecular function: RNA binding; ATP hydrolysis activity. Gene Ontology annotation, biological process: spliceosomal complex disassembly. The record is from RefSeq and is a predicted model, not a curated record. The coding region runs from base 1 to 3699 and encodes 1232 amino acids.
AUGAAAGAUCGUCUUGUUAUUGUUUUUUGUUUUUGUUUAUCUACUAUAUUGUUGGUGUUGAUACCACCAAUCCCAAAACAGUUUCCCAUAGCAAGCAUCAGUGAUAAAGCACCAAAGAUACUAAUGGAUGAAUUAGAAAGAAUAGAAUUAGAAUCACAAGUAUGUAAUGAAUUGGAGAAUUUCAUUGGUCAAUCCGACAAGGUGUUGGCAGAGUUUAUCAUUAGUUUGGCAGAGUCCAACCGAUCGGUAGAAUCGUUCAAUCAUGCACUGAUGGAGAACGGUGCAGAGUUUCCAGAGACGAUGGUUGCACAUCUCUAUAGUUUAAUCGAGAAGAUGAACCCAAAGAUUAAGAAACAAUCGAUCAACUCUAUAGUGUCUGGCAAACCGACUUCCGCCAACGGCACAGACAACAACGGUAGUGAAUGGGAUCAACACGAGAACGAUCUAAAACGUCUGACAAAGCAAUUUCCUGGACUAUCGAGACCGAACAAUGCAUCCUAUGAGACUGGUAAAGUGUUUGACCUAAUAGUAGAGUCAACCAACAAAACAACAACAUCAACCUCUACGUCGUCAACUGACAAUACAAUUUCAACAACAACAACAACAACAUCAUCGACAACAACUAAAACUUUAAAAGAUAAAGAUAGAAAUGAAAGAGAUAAAGAUAGAGAUAGAGGUAGAUAUGACGAUAAAGACAGAGAUAGAGAUAGGGAUAGGGAUAGAAAUAGAGAUAAAUAUGAUGAUAGAGAUAGGGAUAGAGAUAGAGACAGAGACAGAGAUAGAAGAGAUAGUAGAUAUGAUGAUAGAGAUAGAAGAGAUAGAAACGAUAGAGAUAGAGAUGUUAAGAAACCAUUGGAUAAAGAACCGGGUGUAAAUUCAAUAUAUAGUGGAAAGGUAACCGGUAUCAAUGAUUAUGGAUUCUUUGUAUCGUUGGAUGGCAUUGUUGGAAAGCGUGAGGGAUUGGUACAUGUCUCACAGAUUAGAAGUACAAAGGUUCAACAUCCUUCCGAUGUUGUAAAGCGUAAUCAAGUUGUAAAGGUAAAGGUGUUAUCGGUGGUCGGUUCAAAGGUGUCACUCUCGAUGAAGGAUGUCGAUCAACAAACAGGUGCAGACUUGAAUCCAGCUAGACAACCAAUGCGUUCAAUCGAUAGUGGUGAACAAUCGACCGAUAGAAAUAGAUCUAAUCCAUUGCGACCAGAGAGAAACAAUAACAAGAGUGGCGGUAAUAUUUAUGAAGAGGUGGAUGUUAAGAGGACUUCAAAGAGGAUGACUUCUCCUGAGCGUUGGGAGUAUAAGCAGUUGAUUGCUGCCGGUAUUCUCAGUACGAAAGAGAUGCCAAACUACGAUGAGGAACAAGGUCUGCUGCCAGAGGUCGACGAGGAGGAGGAGAUGGAUAUCGAGUUGAAUGAAGACGAACCCGUUUUCUUGAAGGGCACGAGAAAUACAAUGUUGCAGCUGUCGCCAAUCAAGAUUGUCAAGAAUCCCAAUGGUUCGUUGCAGCGUGCCGCUCAGCAGGCGGGUACGCUGGCGCGUGAGAGAAAGGAGGAGAAGGACAUUGCUCGUAACGACUUGAUGGAUGCAAUCCCAAAGGAUUUGAAUCUGCCUUGGGAAGAUCCAAUGCCCGAGCCUGGUGAGCGUCAUAUCGCGCAGGAGCUGCGUGGUCUGGCGGCGUCGGGAAUCGACCAGAUGCCCGAGUGGAAAAAGACUACGCUCGGCCAGCACGUCACCUACGGUAAGGUAACCACCCGUUCAAUCAAAGAGCAGAGGGAGUCGCUUCCUGUGUUUCCGCUGCGUGAGGUAUUCCUCAAGGCGGUGGCGGACAAUCAGCUGCUGGUGGUCAUCGGAGAGACCGGUUCCGGUAAGACCACUCAGAUGACACAGUACUUGGCGGAAGCAGGCUAUGGCACCAGAGGAAGAAUCGGUUGUACUCAACCACGUAGAGUUGCAGCAAUGUCGGUGGCGAAGCGUGUCGCCGAGGAAUUUGGUUGUCGUCUCGGUGAGGAAGUUGGUUAUGCCAUUCGUUUCGAGGAUAGCACCAGUCCAGAGACAAUCAUUAAAUACAUGACCGACGGUAUUCUCCUGAGAGAGUGUUUGAUCGAUCCAGAUUUGACACAGUAUUCCGUGAUUAUCCUGGAUGAGGCGCACGAGAGAACGAUCCAUACCGACGUGCUUUUCGGACUGUUGAAACAAACGAUCCGGAGAAGACCAGAUUUGAAAGUGUUGAUCACCUCUGCCACUUUGGAAGCCGACAAAUUCUGUCGUACGCAUCCCGUCGAUAUCAGAUACACCAAAGAACCGGAAGCCGACUACUUGGACGCAUCGCUCAUCACCGUCAUGCAAAUACAUCUAAGUGAACCAAGCGGUGAUAUCCUACUGUUUUUAACGGGUCAAGAGGAAAUCGAUACUGCCUGCCAAGUGCUAUACGAGCGUAUGAAACAACUUGGUCCAUCCGUCCCCGAACUAAUCAUUCUACCAGUUUACUCUGCAUUGCCAUCUGAAAUGCAAACUAAAAUAUUUGAUCCUGCUCCACCAGGAGCAAGAAAAGUUGUUAUCGCUACAAAUAUUGCAGAGACAUCUUUGACUAUCGAUGGUAUUUUCUAUGUUAUUGACCCAGGUUUUUCAAAACAAAAAUGUUUCAAUCCAAAGAAUGGUAUGGAUUCGUUGGUGGUUGCUCCCAUUUCUCAGGCUGCCGCUAAGCAACGUGCAGGUCGUGCAGGUCGUACCGGUCCAGGUAAAUGCUAUCGUUUGUACACUGUCAAUGCUUUCGAGAAUGAAAUGUUGCCUUCGACCAUUCCAGAGAUUCAGAGAACCAAUCUUGGAAAUACUGUGCUGACGUUGAAGGCAAUGGGUAUCAACGAUCUGCUGGGAUUCGACUUUAUGGAUCCACCACCUGUCCAGACACUGGUUUCCGCCAUGGAGCAGCUCUACACGCUUGGUGCGCUCGAUGAAGAAGGUAUGUUGACGCGUCUCGGUCGUAAGAUGGCAGAGUUUCCACUGGACCCGCCAUUGGCCAAGAUGCUCAUUGCCUCUGUCGACAUGGGUUGCUCCGACGAGAUUAUCACUAUCGUUGCAAUGCUGUCCGUUCAAAAUGUAUUCUAUCGACCGAAAGAGAAACAAUCGUUGGCCGACCAAAAGAAAGCCAAGUUCUUCUCGGCGGAUGGCGACCACUUGACGCUGCUCGCCGUCUACGAAGGCUGGAAAAACAGUAAAUUCAGCACACCCUGGUGUUUUGAGAAUUUCGUUCAGGUUCGCUCACUCAAGCGUGCUCAAGACGUUCGUAAACAACUCAUCACAAUUAUGGAUCGUUAUAAACUGGACUUGGUGACGUGUGGCCGUAAUCUAAACAAGGUUAGAAAAGCUAUUUGCUCGGGAUUCUUUGCCAAUGCCUCAAAGAAGGAUCCAAACGAAGGAUAUAAAACAAUGGUCGAGGGACAGCCUGUAUAUAUUCAUCCGUCGUCCAGUCUUUUCAAUCGUAAUCCCGAUUGGGUUAUCUAUCACGAGUUGGUCAUGACCACCAAAGAAUACAUGAGAGAGGUAAUGGCAGUCGAUCCCAAAUGGCUAGUCGAACUGGCACCGAAAUUCUUUAAACUCUCCGAUCCAAACAAACUAUCGAAACGUAAAAAGAAAGAGAAAAUCGAACCACUCUGGGACAAAUAUCAAGAUCCAAACGCGUGGAGACCAUCAAAAAGAAGAGGUUAA